Lates calcarifer (barramundi perch) is the source of this 2338-nucleotide messenger RNA. It is a transcript of the gene noazfp, whose product is annotated as zinc finger protein 330. The coding region runs from base 190 to 1161 and encodes 323 amino acids. Gene Ontology annotation, cellular component: nucleus. Lineage: Eukaryota; Metazoa; Chordata; Actinopteri; Centropomidae. The transcript is spliced from 10 exons. Gene Ontology annotation, molecular function: zinc ion binding. The record is from RefSeq and is a predicted model, not a curated record.
AACACACACAUCUAAAAUGUAAAUAGUUUGUGGAGAAAGUCUGACGCACGGAACUAAAAUAUAGGAACGAUUGUUCGGCAGCGUGUUUCCGUCCUUUCCACAUUUUCAGAUCGGACCCACCCGCUGUCGCAGAGCUGUGAUCUUUACGGCGAUCUGAAGUAAACACCUGCUGCCAGCUCAGUCAACAAGAUGCCCAAAAAGAAAACCGGUGCUCGGAAAAAGGCUGAGAGUCGUAAAGAGCGAGAGAAACAGAUAAGAGCCAACCGGGAACAUGUGGAUGUGGCCAAACACCCCUGCAACGCCAACAUGGAAUGUGACAAAUGUCAGAGAAAACAGAAGAACAGAGCUUUCUGCUACUUCUGUAACUCAGUGCAGAAGCUUCCUGUCUGCGCCCAGUGUGGCAAAACCAAGUGCAUGAAGUCCUCAGACUGUGUAAUCAAACAUCCAGGGAUCCACAGCACUGGGAUGGCCAUGGUGGGGGCAGUAUGUGACUUCUGUGAAGCUUGGGUAUGCCACGGUAGGAAAUGUCUGAGCACUCACGCCUGUGCAUGUCCCCUGACUGAUGCGGACUGCAUAGAGUGUGAUCGCAGUGUCUGGGAUCAUGGAGGGCGAAUCUUCCGCUGCUCCUUCUGUCAAAACUUCCUGUGUGAGGAUGAUCAGUUUGAGCACCAGGCAAGCUGCCAAGUCCUUCAGGCAGAAACUUUCAAAUGUGUUUCCUGUAAUAGACUGGGGCAACACUCCUGCCUGCGCUGUAAGGCCUGUUACUGUGAUGACCACGCCAAGAGUAAGGUCUUCAAACAGGAGAAGGGCAAAGCUCCACCAUGUCCUAAGUGUGGCCAUGAGACACAGGAGACCAAAGACCUCAGCAUGUCCACCCGCACAUUGAAAUUUGGCCGCCAGGCUGGCACCGAGGAUGACGACGAUUAUUACGAUGGAGCAUCAGGGUACGACUCGUACUGGAAGAACUUAGCAUCUGGAGGCAGAGACCAACAGGAUGACUACGGAGAGGAUGACGACUAUGAGGAAGAUGAGGAUGAGGAGGAGGAGGAAGAUGAAGAGGAGGAGGAGGAGGAAGAAGAAGAAGAGGAGGAGGAAGAAGGUGAAGAGGAAACGGCUGCUGGUUCCCUGGCUGGUCUUAAAUUGGAUGGGACUACUGCCUGAGCUAAGACAGAGACUGGAGAGCCUGUUGGUAGAGAGCACAGUCCCAUAGAUCCAAAUGAUCCUCAGUGGAUGUUGUUACAGUUCAGGAAUUAAGAGAUUAAUUAAACCAUGUAAAAUGAAAAUAGCUCAAGAAUGUGAGAAUUUGGCUGGCAUAUCUAGACUGGGUAUUCAGACCAGUGUUUACACAAACCGCUGUGCAGGAAGUAGAAGAAAAAUAAGAGGCUCAAUUAACAGGCAGGUCUGAGUUUUUCAGAAAUUAACUGAUAAAAGUAAAGUAAACAAGAUUAUGACUCUGACCAGACAUUCACUGCAAACUGUUGGUACUCAACAGUUUUUGAUAUCACAGACACAUUCACAGAGGUUUCGAUACCCAGUUCUAGAGACAACUUGUUUUCUGCUUUUCUUGUUACAGUCAAGACUAGAUUAAUGAACUGGGAGGUCCCCAGAGCCAAAAUCAGCUCCAAACUGUCUUUUGACUCAUUCAUGUGGUGAUUUGGGAAACAGUUUUAUUUGGGAAAAUGCACCCUGUAAAUUUUGACACAGGGCUGCCUCCCUCAGCAAGACAGGUAAUAUUGUUAAUAUUGAGAUCUUUUAAUGAACUCUCAGUCAUACACCAGACAGGUGACAAAUUAAAGGAAAAACCAAUACUGCACAUACUGCAAGAACAGCUUCAGUGUUCUUGGACACUGAAUCUGGGGAUGGAGCAACAUUCCUCUGAAGGAAAUUCCUUUGCUUGUUGUUUUGAUGAUGAUGUCUAACACAGUCCACAAUCUCCCUUACGUCUUCAACUGGGUUCAGAUCUGGCGACUGCGAAGGCCAUGGCAUAUUAUUCUCAUUCCUCAGUUUUUUCCUUUAAUUUGUCACCUGUUCAUAGUGUGACCAUCAGUUUUAAUUAAUUCAGUAAGUUACAGAGCCUUGCUGAGACUACAUUACUGCCCAACACUGCCAACUCCACCAUUUCAAUUGUUUUUGCUGCCAGUGAUCCGAAUUAAUGUUUUAGUGGUGUGUAUUCCCAACAAAAGUCACAGUUACUGAAAUCACCAUGGUGGUUAUGGGGCCUUCUGUGCACUUGGUAGUGUUGUAUGAUUCAUACUUCCAACGUCCCUGAUCAAUGUAAUCAGCUGAAUUUGAGACAUGUUUAAAUAUGCCAUUAAAUAAUAAAAUUCUUUUGAAACGA